Molecule: messenger RNA, 6020 nt
Organism: Perognathus longimembris pacificus (Pacific pocket mouse)
Lineage: Eukaryota; Metazoa; Chordata; Mammalia; Rodentia; Heteromyidae
Gene: Lin7a
Product: lin-7 homolog A, crumbs cell polarity complex component
Exons: 6
Coding region: 234-935 (233 amino acids)
Biological process (GO): neurotransmitter secretion; maintenance of epithelial cell apical/basal polarity; protein localization to basolateral plasma membrane
Cellular component (GO): basolateral plasma membrane; MPP7-DLG1-LIN7 complex; synapse
Molecular function (GO): L27 domain binding
Source: RefSeq, a predicted model, not a curated record
GCCACAGCCUGGCGAUGCAGUCCUUGCUCUCCAAUACCUGCUUGGUUUCGCGCCGCAUCUGAAGAUCUGCCACCGCGGAACAGUUGCGUCUCCAUCUGGCUAGCAACCCACCCAAGCUUUCUUCACCACCACCACCACCUUCCUGUCUUCCCCCUCCUCCCCCUCCUUUCCGUCUUCCCUCUCCACCCCCGCCCCCAAUCUCCUCCUCUUUUUCUCACUACAAGCGGUUGCUGAUGCUGAAGCCGAGCGUCACUUCGGCUCCCACAGCAGACAUGGCGACAUUGACAGUGGUCCAGCCGCUUACUCUGGACAGAGAUGUUGCAAGAGCAAUUGAAUUACUGGAAAAGCUACAGGAAUCUGGAGAAGUACCAGUACACAAGCUACAAUCCCUCAAAAAGGUGCUUCAGAGUGAGUUUUGUACAGCCAUCCGAGAGGUGUAUCAAUAUAUGCAUGAAACGAUAACUGUUAAUGGCUGUCCUGAGUUCCGUGCAAGGGCCACAGCAAAGGCCACAGUUGCAGCUUUUGCAGCAAGUGAAGGGCACUCCCACCCUCGGGUAGUCGAACUGCCAAAGACUGAUGAAGGCCUUGGUUUUAAUGUGAUGGGAGGAAAAGAACAAAAUUCUCCAAUUUAUAUCUCACGCAUCAUCCCUGGAGGGGUGGCUGAAAGACACGGAGGCCUCAAAAGAGGAGACCAGCUGCUAUCUGUGAAUGGAGUGAGUGUAGAAGGAGAACAUCAUGAGAAAGCAGUGGAACUACUCAAGGCUGCUAAGGACAGCGUCAAACUGGUGGUGAGAUACACCCCAAAAGUCCUAGAGGAAAUGGAGGCUCGCUUUGAAAAGCUCCGGACAGCCCGGCGUCGGCAGCAGCAGCAAUUGCUCAUUCAGCAGCAACAGCAGCAACAGCAGCAACAGACACAGCAGAACCACAUGUCAUAGGUCCUUGAGGAAAAGCGACUUGAUCCAACAUGUGAUAGUUACACAUUUGAAUAUGUGCUUCAGAAUCCCAGCACCUAGUAAAAGGAAAAGACGACACUGAUAAUUAUACCUGCCAAAAAGCUGUGAACACAUGGUGUAUGAAUUAUUUAUCAAGGCCACUUGACACUGUCUUUCUCUGGGUUUGAAUCCCCCUGGCUUGCAUGCUCUUUACACACAUAGACCUUUCAUUCACUGAAGUGUGGGAUUUCUCUGUGUGUGGAGAGAGAGAGAGAUUCAGUCUGUAGACUAGACUGAAACAGCACGAAAAGCCUAAAGUCUGUGACUUUUAUUGAGUGAAUAAACCCAGGGCCAGGAUGAAAGUGAAUCUUUAGUCUAUAUUAUUUGCAGAGAUGAGCAAAGCCCUCAUUAGUCUACAGGUAUUCAAACUGCAUCAGUUCAAGGUUGGUGCCAUUUGAAGAAAACUUACCUAUCACCCCUUGCCCUGACCUGUUUCACCAUCCACAUUGCUGAGUUGUCUGAGUGGGAACACCAGUUCGUUUGCAAAGUCAAUCUGUAUUCCUUUGAAAAUGGCAAGUUGUCACAUUAUGUUCGUACUCAAUUCAGGUUCUUGAAGCAAUUUGGUUUUGUGCUUUUGUGUUUUCAUACAUUUAUUAGGCAUUCACAGACUGAGGCACUUGUAGUUUAACACUUAGAAGAAAGGGUAGGAAGUUUAGUACUAUCCUCUUUAAAGUAUUUCUUAUAUCUAUUGUCUUUAAUUCUAACAGAAUAUAAUAUAUUUAUUUCACAAAAUACAUAGAGCAUCAGAGGACAUAUGUUUCUAACUUGGGUUCUUUUCUUAUGAAAGUGUAUGACUCUAGUAGGAGAAUCUAGCAAUGGCCCAAGUCUCAUAAACUAAUCCUUACAGUGGUAUAAAACCCUGUUUUCAGUGUUUUCCUUUUUUGUAUUUUUUGUUUGUUUGAUAAAUUAUACAGAAAUCAAAAUUUAUUCUACAUAUACUGAUGUGCUGUCAUAGAAGUCUACUUGACAUUUUAGAGCUUAAAACUUACAUAUUUGAAUAAUACAGUCAUAGAUAGUAUGUAUACACACAUAUACAUAUGUAUGUAUAUAUAUACAUACAUACAUAUGUGCACAUGCUUGUAUUAUCACACACAAAGUUUAGAAAAGCUUCCCAAAAUACAGACUGUAUAUUUUUCACAGUCUAAGUAUCAUUGCUUUUAAAAUAAGGCUUACGGAAACCAGUGAUAUCAGCACUGUGUAUGACAGAUGGCAAUGCCUCUAGAGGAAAACAUGCUUAAUUUCACAUAUUACUAUAAACAAAUAGAUAAGGAGACCUGCCAUCUCUGGAAAAAUCUAUUAGAGUCACUUAUACAGAGAACAGUUUCUCACUGAUGGAAAAUCUAGCUACCUAAUCUGGUUUCCUACUAUGGAAUGAAUAUGAAACAGUAAUAAUAUGGGCACUAACACACCUUCAGUGCAAAAAAAAUAGCUAAAAUUUACCAAAAGGAAUAAUUACCCAGUUUAUCUAAUCUCAAUAGAUCACUAAAAAUGGCAAAUGAUUGAAUAUUCUUUUUUUCUCAAAUGUAGAAAUUGAUUUCCCAAGAUCUCUAUAGUUGACAUUUCAGAGAGACUUCUAAAAUAGAAAAAUAUGAUGUUGAGUCUAGAGUGUCUCUUCUAACACUAGCCAGACUUACCCAGUGUGUUUUCUUUUGAGUGCUGGCCUUUGAGUGGUACCCUUGUUCUUAUUGCUCUUCAGAGCAUAUCACAUGUCAGUCAACCAACAGCAAGGAAACUGGGCCUGCUCCCAUGUAUUUCAACCACGUCCUACUAUGGUAACAGGUUCCCAUCCAUUAAAACAUAUCAUUUUUUUUACUAGAGAGAAGUGGGGAAGGGGUAGGGGCAGGGAAGACUCAGAAUGUUAUGUAAAAUAGGUUUAUAAAAGAAACUAGCAUGACAAAGAAGAAUGAAUGUAGACUAUAUGCAUAUUAUUCAGUUGGAAAGAUAGUUCUCAUUUUUAUAAGAAAAAAUAAUAAAACAUAUAUUUUUAGUUAUCAUUUAACAAAGAAAUAUUAAAGUUAUUCAGGCAACACCACAAGAUUCUCAUCCCCAGUAUACUCUUGUAAGGAGAGAAUGGUAGUUUCUACACAUUUCAAAACACUGUAUGAAUUUGGAGCUUAAGGUAAAUAGGAUUUCAUUUAGUUGUUAACUGUGCAGUAAGUAUUGAAAUUUAUUAUAUCUUUUCACAUUUAUACAAGUCUAUCUUUGUGGUUUUACAAAAGCAUUUCUCCACUGAGCAGGUAUCUUGCUUUCUUUGUGUUUUCUAGAACUCUUUGUAUUUCAUGCUUCAUUUGUAAAAUAUAAAGUGGAGAUAAAUGUAUGCCUGGAUGUUUGUUGAAGUGAAGGGGUAACCCAGAUUGCAUGUCAUGGUGGCUCUAUGUACAAACCAUUCAAUUUCUUCACUCAAAUUUAGUUCAUAGAAAUGCAAACCUUCUUUGGACAUUUUGCUUUAAAAAUAGCCAUCCCUUAGACUUAGAGAAGCCACCUGUAGUAUUACUGAAUUUUACUGAACCAGAGCAAAAGGGAGCAAAAUUACAUAUUCUACAAAUGUUAUUUGUCAUUAGCUAUCACUAUAGAGCCACCAACUUGUCUCAAGUUAUAUUACUUCUUUAAAGAUGACAUAGCUAUUUAAGAUUGCUCUUACAUGAAGCUCAAUGUUCAAUAGCAAACCAAGUAUUAAAAGUGAAUUGGUGAUUCUGAAAUUUUCUUUCUGUCCCUUGUUCAAACGGGCAGACAGGGGAAAAUAUUUUUCUAAAUCUUUUUCCUGCUGUGAUAGCAAAGGAAAAUACAAGGCAUAGUUCAGUUAGAGAAUUCAAGAACCUUUUCCUUGGAGCAUUUACAUCUUGAGAUUCUCUUGCCAUUUGAAAUAGUCCAUCUGCCAGGAGAUAAUGAUCUGAAAUUACAGUCGAUUUAGGAAAGAAUAACAGACAUUGUGCCUCCUCAAUCACUUACCAAUGAAGAAUUCUCUAGUUAUGUGAACUACAGCUAUCUUUUAAGACAAUGCAAACAUCUAAAUGCAAAAAUCUAGCAUCCAGAAGCUUCUUAAGGACUUGAGACUGAAGAAUUUGGCUAGAGAUUGAUUACCCCAGUUUACAAAUGCAAUUUUCAAUUGAGACUCCAAACUGAACUUAUUUCAUUUUACACAGCUGUGCAUUUAAGACUCCCAAGAUGUGAAACAUUUUGUCUACAUUACUUUAAAACAAGUUUAGAUAUUUGUGGAAAUGUGAAUAAUGCCUCAAUUUUUCAUCUUUUAGCGGGUUUGUGCUGUAAAUAAAGCCAUCAGAUAUCAGGAAAAGUCUUACAAACCAUGAGACAACCCUACUCAUCCCGUCCCUCUCAGGAUUGCAAACUCCACUAAACAAGGCCCUUGGCUAUAGCCUUGUUCAUUGUCUCCGGCUCAGUACAGGCACUCAGUGGAUAUUUGUUGAAUGAAUUAAUUGUUGAAAAGCUGAAAAGGCAAAUGGACUGCCUCUUGCUAAUUUCACUUUCACAUAUUGUGUUGGUUGGCAUUAUCGUUUCUUAGUGCCAUAAUUAGAAGCAGAACUGACUCCCACAUAUAUGAAUUUGUAAUCAAAUUGCUUCAAAGGUUUCAAGCAUUUAAGAGCCUUAGGCAAGGAACAAGGUUUGGGAUUUCAGCUUCUUACAAUGUAUAAAACCCAGCAUUUCUAGUUCUUAAUGAGAGUUCCUGGAGCUAUUUGGCAUGGAUUGUCCAAAGAUGGAACGCUAUUUCUAAAUUUGGUAGGAGAGUGUUAACUUCUUAAAAAGAAAAGUCGUGUCAUUGAUCACUAUUGUAUCUUCUUCAAGAUUUAUGGUCAUUGGGGAUAUAAUUGCUAAACCUUUUCCUGCAGUGAAAAAGUUGCUUCUUUAUAUUUGAUUCCCAGAUGUAGCAGAGCUGAAAAUCUUGUACCUACUCAAAUUUCCUUAUGAGUUCAUUCAUUGAACAAAUACUUAUUGUGUACCUAAUGCAGGCCAUGUUCUAGACACACAAUGAGAAACAAGACAGAUAUAACAACAUUGGUCAACUUACAGUAAGAAAUCCCCCCACACUUAACUCCUGUCAUUACUAGAGUUGGCCAUUCACUGGGUCUCCUUCCCACAUGCUAGAAGAAAUAAAUUCCCUCAUCUCAUGAAAACCAUGAAAUGCUUUUUGCAAAGGCCUAUGUGAGUUUGUGUUUCUAAACAUACCCGCAAAGAGUUUACUUGUAAACGACCAAUAAAACCUGGUUGAGUUAGAUAUGGAAUAAUUUAUUCAUAACAUUUCUUCAUCUCUUGCUGUGCUGUAGCUACUGUGCUCAAAGCUCUCAUGAACUAUGUUGUUGAAUGCUAUCAUUAGCCCUAUAGAGUAGCUUUUGUUUCAUAGGCAAAGAAAUAGAAGCACAGAUUACGUGAUUUGUCCAAGGUCACACAGCUAACAGGUGGACAGUGGAAUUUGAACCCAGGCAGUCUGACACAGAGCUCACGCAUAUCUACAUCACCUGUUGUGUGAGGGGACACCAGUACAUGAAAAUAAAUGGGUCAUUAAAUGUGUCAUUGAAUACAAAAGUAUUUCGAAGCUGUAAAGUAUUAUAUAAAAGAUGAUAAAACAUUAUUACUCAUUGUUCAAAUCAUAUCAGUGACAUGAACUGGAUUAGAACUCAAUCUUAUGUUGUAACUCAUUCUCAUGAAGAAUAGAAGGCUUCAAGCCAGGGACUUGGAUAAAAGUACAGAUCCAGAAAAUUUCUGACUUGUGAUAAAUAUUUCAAUGUCUUCUUGGAAUUAUUUAUUGUCAUCCACUGUGUCCAUUUGGUGCUACACAAACUGAAAGAAACAAAACCCCUGACCUAAGGGCUUAUAAUAAAUACACAGUGUAGAGAUAAAGAUGUUGCAUUUAUGGGGAUAGAUUAAGCGAUUGUACAUUUUCCCCACCAUGGCAUGUACAUCCUGUCUUUCCAAUUGUUUUCUUUUUUUUCUAAAAGAGCUGCAAAAUUGUGCAGUGGUUCAUCCAGACCAAAGUGGUAUUAUGCUGCUGGGAAGUAAAAAUAUUAGACACCA